AUGUCCACGUACAAUUCUGUAUGUGUUGCCCGCACUAGUUGUGACUUCAGACAGGAGAAGCAUUUGAGAAGAAAGUUGCGUCGACAGCUGAAACGUGGUCGUGAGAAAGAAUGGCCGUUAAGAGCGAGGGAGUUCGAAGAGUGGGAGGGCAAGAACCUGGGAGAAAACAUCUACUCUGCUAAGGCAGUAAAGCGGCAAGAUGAACAGAUUUUCGCCUGUCUUGAACAACGUCAACAGAGUCGCUGCCGGGGACGCAUCUCUGCCCAUCUGAAGGGAACAUUUUAA
This is a messenger RNA of Necator americanus (New World hookworm), 285 nucleotides long. RefSeq lists its product as uncharacterized. The transcript has a single exon. Lineage: Eukaryota; Metazoa; Nematoda; Chromadorea; Rhabditida; Ancylostomatidae. The record is from RefSeq and is a predicted model, not a curated record. Bases 1 to 285 code for a protein of 94 amino acids.